UUGCAAGGGACAGUCAAAGAACAGGAGUGUUUUGAGGCAACUUUUUACAAAAUACAGAAACAAUUUAAAUUGUGACUACUUAUGGUAUGACUAAAGCUAAAUAAAGAACACAUAGGAGACAUGAGAAGAUGAAGUAUUUUGAUUGUCCCCUAGCAGCUAGUUCACUUGUCUCAUUUUUACUGUACGCUUCUAAUCAGGUAUGAAAUUAAAUGUACACUAUUUUACAUUGUUGGCUACUAUGGUAGGAUGUUGCUCUUAUUCAGCACUAAAUGAGCAGGUGCUUGCAGUGUGCAACUUGCUAUUGAAUCUCAUUGUUUUUGUGGUAUAGCAACAACUUAGCAAUCUACUGCUAUGAAGAUUUUGUUAAUUAAGCUCUUACUGUUAUGUAUCAUCUAGAAUGGGACUUUGAAGAUUAUUGACAGGAAGAAAUAUAUUUUUAAGCUGUCAUCGGGACAAUUUGUCAGUCCUGAGAAAGUGGAGCGGGUGUAUAUGUCGUGUAACGUAAUUUAUCAGGUCUUUGUUUAUGGAAACAGGCAGAAGGCAUUUGUUGUUGGAAUUGUUGUACCUGAAUUAAAUGAAUUUGUGAGAUGGGCUACAGCAAAUCAUUGGGAUGGAGAUGCCAACGAAUUGUGUUCCAAAAAGGAAGUGCGGCUGGCUCUACUUGAUCUUCUCACUACCAAGGGCAAGGAAGCAAGCUUGAAGGGAUUUGAAAUGGUGAAGGCGGUCUGUAUCUGCCCUGAACCGUUUUCUGUUGAAAAUGGCUUGCUGACUCCAACAUUAAAGAAAAAGCGCAGAGAUAUAGAGAGACGAUUUCGUGAUGACAUUGAUCGUAUGUACAUGUACAAGGAGACAGCGGGACUUCAGAAUUAGGGUAACGUGACAGCUUUACCAAAUCGUUUAUUUGAACAAUAUGUGGCUCUUAGCUUGCACGAACUGGUAGUGCAAUCAGACGUAGACAAAUCACAUUUUUCUCAUAUUUGUGCUGGAACCGCACGUGCAAGUGUAUAGGAGUAUCCAGUUGCGGCAGUAAUUCGUCUGUAGAGAAAAUAAUUGAUUGUUGGAGACAACAAGGAAGUCA
This is a messenger RNA of Corticium candelabrum, 1078 nucleotides long. Its product is annotated as long-chain-fatty-acid--CoA ligase 1-like. Gene Ontology annotation, cellular component: membrane; endoplasmic reticulum. The record is from RefSeq and is a predicted model, not a curated record. Gene Ontology annotation, biological process: long-chain fatty acid metabolic process. Lineage: Eukaryota; Metazoa; Porifera; Homoscleromorpha; Homosclerophorida; Plakinidae. Gene Ontology annotation, molecular function: long-chain fatty acid-CoA ligase activity. The transcript has 5 exons. The coding region runs from base 490 to 870 and encodes 126 amino acids.